Molecule: messenger RNA, 699 nt
Organism: Nerophis lumbriciformis (worm pipefish)
Lineage: Eukaryota; Metazoa; Chordata; Actinopteri; Syngnathiformes; Syngnathidae
Source: RefSeq, a predicted model, not a curated record
AUGAAGGGGGCCGGCGCUCAGCCGACUCGGGUGUUGGUGGUGCAUUGCUCGCCCCUGGUGGCAGGGGCGCUAACCGCGGCUCUGGGUACCCGCGAUAACUUGCAAGUCGCUGCCGCCCACGGACCCCGCUGGCAGGGCGAGCCAGCGGCCGGGUCUCCGGACGUAGUCCUGAUCGACGCACUCGGCGGUCUGCAGCAGGCACGGGAAGCGGCCCGUUGGACCCGCCGUCACAACCCGCAGGCCAAAGUGGUAGCGCUGGGCAUCGAGCGCGACCGUGAGGCGCUGGCCUUGAUCGAGGAGGGAGCCUGCGGCCACCUACCCAAGUCGGCCGACUUGGCCGAUUUGCAUCAGGUGCUCGAUGAUGUGCUCGACCACCGGCCACCCUGCUCACCACGACUGGCCGCCAGCGUUCUCCGCCGGAUCACCGAGCUAGCCGAGAAACUGCCCUCUACAACAGAGGAGAAGCCAGCGGUGCGGCUGACGCCGCGAGAAGAUCAAGUGCUACGCCUGCUCGGCAACGGCCUGCUCAACAAAGAGAUUGCACGGCAGUUGGGAAUCAGCUUGCCGACGGUCAAGAAUCACGUCCACAAGAUCCUCGACAAGCUGAGCGUCGAGGGUCGCCGGCAAGCGAUCCGUCGCGCUGUCGAGCUCGGAUUACUGCCCCAAAUGGCGCCAGGCUGGCUGGCGGAGGAGGCUUGA